CGCUUAUGAUUGGCUCACGUGCAGACAACGCGAUCCGAACUUGACAUGUUUGGGAUAUAUGACGGCAAAUUUAGGCAACAACAGAGCCGUAGUAGCCAAGCACAGGCCCGCUAAAGAAGACCCUCGUCGCUUCUAAAAUUCAAUAAAGGGUGGAGAUCUGCCGGUGAGAAAUGGCCGAGGGAGGAUCAUUUGACCCCUGCGAGUGUGUCUGCACUCAGGAAUAUGCAAUGAGGCGCCUCAUCAACCUGCUCAGACAAUCUCAGUCAUACUGCACAGACAUCGAGUGUCCUCAGGAGCUGCCGGGACCCAGUGGGCUGAUGGGUAGAGGAGAUGACCUGACCCUCCCCAUGGUCCUGAUGGGGUGGGUAGUAGUGGUUCUGGUCCUGUUUGUGCUGCGCCCAUCCAGUCUCAGGGGAGCACGUCCUACAGGAAAGCCUUCUGGACCCCAUCAUAGUGAAAGAAGGGAGCCUCCAGCACCACCUGUGGACUAAUAAUGGAGUCAUAACACCAGCAGUUGGAUAGGAGCAGCACAUCAGGCUGUAAACGUUACCAGGACAACAGCAUCUCUGUCAGCUCUCAUCCACAUCUUUUUUCUUUAUGAUAUUAUUUGAUUCUGGUUUCAGGAGCCCAUCUAACUUGGACUGUUUUACAUCAGAACACAGCAUAGGUGUUACUGUUAUAAUCAUUAUGGUAAAAGGGCAAGUUUUUAUCAUUUAUGCAUGCAUGUAACCAAUAAGGGAGAAAAUGUCUAAAUGAGAAAACUUCUAAAUAUAUUUUCAAAAAGUAUAAGUUCAAGUAAAUAGUGAAAAUGUAAACGAAAUGUACCAUAAACUCUAAUACUUUUGUGUUUUAAUGUUAAGAAGCAGAUGAUAAAAAGUACUAUUGUGUUAGUUGGGCUCCUUGAGUUGUUUCACCCGUUCUUAGGUCCAGGUUUGAAGUUGGUCCUGGGUCUGUCUCUGGUGUCCACGCAUGCUUAGAAACUCGGGCAUGACAGAAUGUAUCACAUGGUCUGAGCAGAGGGGACAAAGGGAAUCCUAGGACAUCCCUGUUGGGUGGGUACAUGAUUGUUUCCAUGCUCCCUCAGUAGAUGAGUGGUGAUGGGUUCCUGGGUCCUACUCUAACAUUCCACUUUUUCUGUUUGAAAGCUAAAACUUUGAUCACAACCAGCAAAGUUGUAUCUCAUCAAAUAGUUAGACACAAUAUAAAACCAGCAUGAUUACCAAAUUGUCAGGUUUGCGUUAUUACGUGAGCUUGUUUAUGCAAAUGUGGCCCAUUAGAAAGUUUAGAUUGUGGUUAAUUACAGGGUAAGGUUUCAGGACAAACUCAAAACAAAGUAUUCAGACACAUGGCGAAGAGUUUUUGUGUACUGUAAAUAAUUUUGUAGUUUAAAGAAUUUGUAAUGUAUACUAAAAACUGUAUUUUAUCAGCCCAUCUGUUCCCUCCGGAGGGUCUGAUGUCCUGAUUCAACAGAACUCCUGUAUUGUGCCAGACUUAAUUGAAUUGAAAGGUUUAUAUUUCAACUGUGCCAAUGUGGAUUUUUAGUUUUGAUAUUUAAAGCCCUUUAUGCAAACGGUUUCUUUCCAAAAGUCUGUAUUUUUUCAUUGAUUUUACUGGAUCUGUAUGUUAGUCUCCUGUUGGUCUCUUGCACCCAUUUAUCUAAAACCAUAAUUCAACUCACAAGUUCAGUCCCAAUGUAUCAGUUUUUUACUGAAACAAUAUUCUAUAGCUUUUCAACAUUUUCCUUUCUUCUCAAGAUAUAUUGUGAGCAUCUAUCUGUGUCUUGAUUGACCAUUAAACUGUAUCUGGGCUUUGGGUUACUUCCAGAAUAUCAGAAACCUCAAUGUAUUGUUUUAGGACCUGUUUCGUACUUUCAGAUAUGCUACUCCUUGUUUUUAUACCAGAUGUCUUUACUUCUUAUACAACUUUUAGUUGUAUUUUGUGUGGUAAAGCAGGGAGCAGCUGUAACAAUUACAAUAAACUUUGGCAUUCAUAUACAAUAAAUUAGGAGGCCAGACUUUCUCAGAGAUCUGUAAGAAUAUUUAGUAUGACAGGAGACUUCAAAUGAUAAUGUAACAAGAGUUAAAGGGCUUGAGCUAUGCACUUUUCCUACAGCAAAACAAAUAAAAAUCAAAGUCUAAA
Nothobranchius furzeri (turquoise killifish) is the source of this 2139-nucleotide messenger RNA. RefSeq names its product small integral membrane protein 14 (gene smim14). Gene Ontology annotation, cellular component: endoplasmic reticulum. The record is from RefSeq and is a predicted model, not a curated record. NCBI's taxonomy places the organism in Eukaryota, Metazoa, Chordata, Actinopteri, Cyprinodontiformes, Nothobranchiidae.